AUGGCGGACCUGGGCGUGCCCGAAGAGACGACGGAGUACCGGGACCCGCCGGACGUGCUUCAGAAGAAGAUCAAACAGCUGGCAAAUCUGAUCAAACAGAGUCAGUACAUGGUGGCAUACACUGGCGCAGGCAUCAGUACCAGCACGGGCAUCCCUGACUUCCGUGGGCCUCAGGGCGUCUGGACCCUCCGCGCCAAGGGCCUGUCCGCGUCGCGUGCCCCCCGGGCGGGCCGCCCCCGGCCGUCCCUGACGCACAUGGCCCUGGCGGAGCUGCAGAACCGGGGGAAGCUGAAGUACGUGGUCAGCCAGAACACGGACGGUAUGCACCGCAGGUCGGGCAUCGCGAAGAGCAAGCUGGCGGAGCUGCACGGCAACACGAACAUGGAGAUCUGCCGCAACUGCGGCCGCGAGUACUGGCGCCCCUUCUCCACGCGCGAGGCGCGCGACGUGCUGGACCACCGCACCAGCCGCAAGUGCGACAAGUGCGGGCAUCAGUUACACGACACGAUCGUCAACUUCAGCGAGCCGCUGCCGUCGGGGACUCUCCACCGGGCGAUGGAGCACAGCGACCGGGCGGACCUGGGCCUCGUGCUGGGGACGUCCAUGCGGGUCUCGCCCGCGGCGGACCUGCCCAUCCGCAUUGUCCGGCACCGGAAGCCGCUGGUGAUCGUGAACCUGCAGAAGACGCCGGCGGAUGAGCUGGCGGCGGUGUGCAUCUUCGGCAAGACCGACGAAGUAAUGGAGGGCGUCAUGCGCGAGCUCGGGAUCGACAUCCCGCCCACGUACGACCUGCUGGACGAGCCGCGGGAGAAGCAACCCGAGCGGUGA
Klebsormidium nitens is the source of this 828-nucleotide messenger RNA. The record is from the annotation of a GenBank genome assembly. NCBI's taxonomy places the organism in Eukaryota, Viridiplantae, Streptophyta, Klebsormidiophyceae, Klebsormidiales, Klebsormidiaceae.